Cyclospora cayetanensis is the source of this 1971-nucleotide messenger RNA. RefSeq names its product cactin. Gene Ontology annotation, cellular component: spliceosomal complex; cytoplasm. Gene Ontology annotation, molecular function: protein binding. The record is from RefSeq and is a predicted model, not a curated record. The transcript has 7 exons. Gene Ontology annotation, biological process: mRNA cis splicing, via spliceosome. Bases 1 to 1971 code for a protein of 656 amino acids. NCBI's taxonomy places the organism in Eukaryota, Apicomplexa, Conoidasida, Eucoccidiorida, Eimeriidae.
AUGCUGGCCGCCGAAGAACGUCCCGGCAGGACGGUCACGGUGAAAGAGCUGCGAGCAGAGCGUAAAAAGCUGCUGAGCGAGCACUUCGGGUAUAGCAACGAUAACAACCCAUUCGGAGAUCGGUUGCUGGCUGAACCCUUUGUGUGGAAGAAGAAGAACCUUCUGCUGCAGGCGGCUGGAAAGAAGCAUGCGACGACAGUUAAUGCCCUUUUGACGACUUCUGUCAGCAAAGUGCAAGAGAUCAAGAGCGUGAAAAAACGCCGAGAGGAGCGAGAGGCGGAGGAAGCGCUUAUGCAGGCACAGCGCGAAGAAUUACAGCGCGAGAAAGAGAAAGAGCAUUUCCAGGACUACUUCGAGAAGGAGGAGGUGUUUCAUCGUUUGAUGCACAUUAAGAAAACAGAAAUUAGAGCGGAACAAAAUAGAGAGCAGCCUAUUGAUUUCAUUGUCAAGGGGCUGCGGAUUCUGAAUGGCGAGAGAUUUGAAAAGGUCACGCUCCUGCCCGUACCGCCUCAUGAAAUUUUCGACUGCUUCAACAAGGAGCCGAUGACUACACACAUGAUCGAGGAGAUGCUGGCGGACGUCAAGCUGCACAUUGGCGUUGACACAACGGCGGUAGACAAGGACUACCAGGACUUUUGGCAGGCGUUGCUUGUCUUGACGAAGGAUGCUUUGGAGCGAGCGGAGAAGAAGAACAAGGUGAUAGAGGCACUUAAAAAAGAUUCCUCAGCCGACGCCGCUGCGCAGGCUGCAGCACUACUUGCUAACAAUAGCUCUGCAGGAGACAUCCGAGACGCAGACUCCGGCAUUGCCGUGGGAGUUGCGUCGGAUAUCACUGCAAUUCUCAGUGGGAAGUCACCUGAAGAGCUCGAUGCUUUGAAAGAGCACAUAAAGCAGAAGCUUGAGACCGAAGAGGACGUGGACACAGCAUAUUGGGAGGCUAUUCUACAGAAAAUACCUCUCUUUCGGGCUCGAGCAAUUUGUUUGAUGUACCAUCAGAGGAUUAUGGAGAAGGCAUCAGAGCUGGACUACCAACUUAAAUGCGAGCGAGCAGCAGCUGAGGCUGAAAUAUUGAAGGCUAGGGCAGAAGAGGGAGACGUAACGGACGACUUGCUCGCCACUGAGGAGGAAGCCCGCCAACAACUAAGGAAGCAGCAAAUUCAGGAGCAGGCUAGGCAGAUGGCGCGCGUAGUGGAAAAAGAAAUAAAUCCUGGGGCCGAUGGGAGCUACUCCCCUGAGCUGGAGCCUUAUGAAGACGAAACAGAUAUCCCUGAACCGCGAGGGCCUUAUUCCCCUAUUUUAUAUCCGUUUGAUGAGUUUCGCUCUGAAACAAACAUCCUGCAUCCGGAUGAGGAACUCGAACAGCGGCUGUCUGAAAGACGGAUUGCGAAGCACCGUGAACGCGAGCGGCGAUUAAUUCAAUUAGGAGUUGAUAAAGAGAAACAGGCAGAAGACGAGGAGGAUGAUGAUGAGAUUCUUGACCCUGCCGCAAAGAUUGUAACGUUUGAGGACUUCGUUCGCAAGGAGCAGAAGAAUGCAAGUCCGGAUGAGGAAGUGCUGGCGGCUUCCUCCGAAAUGAAGUUGAAGCAGCACUACGGAUGGGAGGAAAAGUAUCGUCCGAGAAAACCCCGUUUUUUUAACCGCGUGCGCACCUGUUAUUUCUGGAACAAAUAUAACCAGACACACUACGACCAUGAUAAUCCUCCACCCAAGAUUGUUCAGGGAUAUAAGUUCAACAUUUUCUAUCCCGACCUAAUUGAUAAAACCAAGACCCCCACAUGGACCCUGGAGCCCUCGGACACGCCGGACACUAUUAUUGUGCGGUUUCAUGCUGGUCCUCCGUAUGAGGAUGUGGCAUUCAAAGUUUUGAAUCGUGAGUGGCAUUUAGAGAGAUUUAGGGGCUUCCGCAAUGUAUUCGACCGCGGAAUCAUGCAGCUGUACUUCAGUUUCAAAAAAUACUGCUACCGGAGAUAA